GGCACUCUGUGUCGAAUAUUGAAUGCGACUUCAAGAGGCCUGGUGGUUGACUAAAAGGAUGCUUAGCUAAGCAGUCCAAAGUCUUUCAACAAGAGAUAUUUAUUAAUUUGCUUGAACGGAAUUCCUUUGCUGUAUUGAGAUCACGCCGCAUCACUUUCCUUGCGAUUUCUAAUAGAGAUUUCAGUCUUUUUAUCUUCCUCACAGUUUUCGAAUUUGAUCUCUCAUUUUCAUAGAAACUAAUUCCUAUUGAGGCCAAUCUUUUGAGUCUCCUGCUAGUAUUCGACCAAACUUCAGUCUUCUCCUCACUCUCGUUUGUAGCCGGCCGUAGGCUCUAUAUAACGAACUUUCGCCAAAGUUUUUAAAGUUUUACAGACAUCAAAAGCCAUGGCGUUAGCAGCCUACAGACAUCUUCUUCGCGCGACUCGAGUCGCCUUCAAUGAAGAUAUUACGCUCCUCACUUCCGCGCGUAAACAAGCCCGUAGCACUUUCCUCGCCAAUCGAUCUCUCGCUCUCGAAUCACCAGAAUCUAUAGCUGCCAUUGCGCAUGCAGAAGAUGUUGCGCAAUUCUUGAGGCGAAAUGUGGUGCAGGGACAGAAAGUAGAGGGUGAUGAGAAAUACAAGUUAAACAUUCACGAACAUACCGAACGAGGAGAUAAUGAUACGAUCAAGAUGCCGAACGGGAAGAACGUUACCAUUGAUGGGAAGACGUGUAAGGACUAGGUUACCUGAGGAUACAUUGGUUUCCGAAGACAAUGAGACUUAGGGAUAGAAAAGUGGAUUGGUAAAUAGAGGACUUCGAAGUUGGUAUUGAGAGGGUCAAAGGGGUAACAUGCAUAGCGAGGACAUUUUACAGACAGAUUGACACAGAGUAAGAUGGGUAUAUGUCGUGACCAUAGAGGCCACAAUUGUCAUUAUAUGCAAUGUAUUUCUAAACAUACAAAGAGCAUUCCA
This is a messenger RNA of Botrytis cinerea B05.10, 951 nucleotides long. It is a transcript of the gene Bcmzm1, whose product is annotated as Bcmzm1. The record is from RefSeq and is a predicted model, not a curated record. The transcript has 4 exons. Bases 385 to 720 code for a protein of 111 amino acids. Lineage: Eukaryota; Fungi; Ascomycota; Leotiomycetes; Helotiales; Sclerotiniaceae. Gene Ontology annotation, biological process: mitochondrial respiratory chain complex III assembly.